CCUUGUGAGUCGUUCUCGCGAAUCCAGAAACAUCCUUUAAUUUUAAAAAAUACAUAUAGAUACCCUUUCCCUCCAAAUCCAGAAACGCUUACGUCGUAUAACUGUUUUUGAAUCACCGCGAAACUCGUUUCUCCGAUUGUGGAAGAAGAUGGAGGAGUACUUGCAGUACAUGAAAACUCUCCGCUCUCAAAUGAACGAUGUGGAGGAUGAAGCGGCGAAGAUUUCCGUCGAAGAAGAAAUGCAACUGACAAACGUACGCACUUUGGAAAGCGACAUUGAAUCAGCAAAAUCGGGAAUUACGCAACUCAAGGAAGACACUGAGAAGAUGAGGGCCGCAAAGGGCGAGAUAUGCUCGAAGAUAUUGGAAAAACAGAAAAGGAUUGCCUCUUUGGAGUUUGACACAAUCAAACUCUCCCAGACUUUGGAGCUUAUUCAGCAAGAGAGAGUUGGGUUAUCUUCCAAACUCUCAGAGAAGAGAGCAUACUAUAGCAAGGUUGCAGAGGACAUGAAUGCCAAAUUACAGAAGCAACAGGAAUGGGUCAGUAGUACCCGGAAGAUUAGCAGGGAACUGCAAAAGCAUGACUUGGCCACCGGAAAGGUUGUGGGGGAAAUAAGUAAAGCUGAAGGCAUGGAUCUAUACUUUAGUGUGGUGUUUGACACAACUUUUAACGAAAAAGGACUCUUAAACUCCACCAAAACUUUCAGGAGAAAAGGAGAUAAACAUGUUCAGAUAACUCGACACAAAUUUAAUAGCAACACAGGGAGUGUUGCAAGGACCAAUUUAAUCAAUGAAUUGGAUUCUGCUAAAGCACGGCUUGAGGAGAUUCUUACUCUGAAAGCCAAGGUUCUUACCGAGAACACCAAGAUAAAACUGGCUAUCGAGGAUGUGAAGUGCAGAGAAAAUGAGUUUAAGCCGGAGCUGAAAGCAGCAGGUUUAACUGCUCUUGAAGAGGAAUAUAAAGCUCUUUUGUUAGACAAAGCUGGAGAAACUGAAUACUUGCAAUCUCUAGAGAAUCAAGUUGAGAAACUUAAGGAGAUUCGUCACGUGGUAAAAUGUGCUUGUGGAGAGGAAUACAACGUCGCUUUAAAUAAGUAAUAUUUUAAGAGAACAUGAAACUUGAGGAGGCUGUGAAUUUAGUUGCUCACGUUGAUCUUGAUACGACUGUACAUUUUGGAAAAGAAAUUGACUGAAUGGUUUAUGAUUGUAUUUUCCUUGAUAUAUUAAUAUACAAAACUUUUGAUUGAUUUCUAGGCUGUUGUACUAGGGUUUACAGUCAUUCAAUCUAAAAAGAAUGUUUGAGGGAAACAAAUUCAAUAGACAAGGCUGAGUAAUCACAGUGCAUGCAGAAGCAAUCACUCAAUAUUCAGACUCACUGUAGGAGAUGGAUUUUGGAGGCAUGAUACUGCUUCUUGUGUUUUGACACGAUAUCAGCAUGUACAGGAAACAUGCACCAAUAAUGGAGCAACUUGUACUGAGACAAGACAACCCGCCCAACCGACAUCACUAAAGUCUAAAAGAAAGAUAGGCAGAAGAUCGGGAUGGAAAAAUAAUGUUAGAGAGAACCAAGUCAAUAUCACAUGAUGUGGACGGGGGAGUAAUAGCCAAAUGUAAAUGCCAUGAAGACUGCACAAACUGAUAACCUGCUAAUAAAAAAGGUGAUAUGAGGCCAAGAAAUAAGUGACCAUCAACUAUCGGCACAAUCAAAGAUUAGAAAAAGGAGAUUGCCCUCCUAACCAAGGUGAUUUGAGUUUGAUACCUAACAUUCACUUCUGGAGGGGUAUCAGCAAAUGAAGGAAUUCUGAAGAUCAGCCAAAAAAUACAUAAACUAAUUAAUUUCAAC
This is a messenger RNA of Vigna angularis (adzuki bean), 1841 nucleotides long. RefSeq lists its product as uncharacterized. The transcript is spliced from 11 exons. Lineage: Eukaryota; Viridiplantae; Streptophyta; Magnoliopsida; Fabales; Fabaceae. The record is from RefSeq and is a predicted model, not a curated record. Bases 149 to 1096 code for a protein of 315 amino acids.